GUUUUCUCUGCUUACAUACUGUUUGUUUAGCAAGAUUCCGAAACACACAUUAGAAUUUCAUUUGACUCGUCGGUUAUCAAAUCCUCCGUUAGUUACUCUUCCGAUUAAAUCGAUUUGUGAUCCAAAAACUGUAGCAUGAUCAUUUGUCUCUGCUUGUAAGUUUUGAUCCUUAUUAGGUUUAAGUAAUUCUAUGCGGCGAUUUUCAGUAGUUCGUUAGUACUAUCCAAAGUGCUCCAAACGACCCCUGCUGUGCUUUGGCACCAUUAAUUAUCCAUGGAUUCCUGAUCAACUAGGUAUACCGAUCCUUUUUGCACUUUGGCUGUCAAUUAUUUUCUCCAUUGAAAAAGAAUUUCUUUCUGUGAACCAAACUAGAUCGUUACCAUUCUUCUGAUUGUAAGAUGCAGCAGUUCCCUUUGUGGCUGCCAAGCUCUGUCACACUUUAACAGACUAGGCUGCAUCCAGUUACUUUCAUUUGCUUAAAUCCAACAGGAAAUCUCGUACAUCUGAAUCCAUUCUAAUUUAUGUUAGUCUUCGCUUUGCUUGGUACAACCAUCACUCUUCUUAUCAUCAACCUUAACUCCUCAGGUUUUAUUUUCAAUUUGAAUCACAUGUCAGCACAAGGUUUUUAUGUGUGAAUACACUUUUUUGAGAGUGUAUGCAGUUCUAUUGUUUUUUGUUUGACAUCCUUAAACUGAUGAAUGUGAGUAUCUGUUGUGUACAGUCAAUUAUAUGUACACUUGACUCAAGAUGUCUUCAGCCCAAGAUCCAUUUUACAUUGUAAAGGAGGAGAUUCAGGAAUCCAUCGACAAAUUGCAGUUUACUUUUCACCAAUGGGAAAACAUCCCUGCCAACGGCGAAGAUCACGUGCAUCUUACAAAGGAGCUCCUUGGAAGCUGUGAUAGCAUUGAAUGGCAGGUAGAUGAGUUAGAGAAGACAAUUUCGGUUGCAGCAAGAGAUCCUGCAUGGUUUGGCAUCAAUGAAGUUGAGCUUGGAAAAAGAAGGAGAUGGACCAGCAUUGCCCGGACUCAGGUGGGAAAUGUGAAGAAAGCAGUGGGUGGAAAAGACUUAAAUGGCAAAAGCAUUUCAAAUAAGAUCGGGGAACGCCGAGAACUGAUGAGGGUACCACAUUCUAAACAGCAGGAUAGAACACCUCAGUAUAUUGCUGGAGAGAAUGAUGAUUUCAUCUCCUCUGAAUCAGAUAGACAAAUGCUUCUCAUAAAGCAACAAGAUGAAGAACUGGAUGAGAUGAGUGAAGGCAUUCAAAGGAUAGGAAAUGUUGGUCUUACCAUACAUGAAGAACUAUUGGCUCAGGAUCAGAUUAUAGAUGAAUUGGGUACGGAGAUGGAAAGCACAUCAAACCGCCUUGAUUUUGUGCAGAAAAAAGUGGGUAUGGUAAUGAAGAAGGCUGGUAUGAAGGAGCCAGCCAGAAACAAUUGUACUUGGGAUAUGGUAAAGUGUCGGUUCUUUUAUGAAUUUGAUUUUAUAUUUUUGUUUUGUUUUGUUUUGUGGGGAUUUUCACAAAGAGAUGCAUAUAAUAGGUUUGAAUUGUUAAGGGCAUAUUGGUAUUUUCAGUCUGGAUAAUAUUAAUGAGGUCC
Cynara cardunculus var. scolymus (artichoke) is the source of this 1595-nucleotide messenger RNA. Its product is annotated as syntaxin-61-like. Gene Ontology annotation, molecular function: SNAP receptor activity; SNARE binding. NCBI's taxonomy places the organism in Eukaryota, Viridiplantae, Streptophyta, Magnoliopsida, Asterales, Asteraceae. Bases 748 to 1581 code for a protein of 277 amino acids. The record is from RefSeq and is a predicted model, not a curated record. Gene Ontology annotation, biological process: vesicle fusion; Golgi vesicle transport; intracellular protein transport. Gene Ontology annotation, cellular component: membrane; SNARE complex; endomembrane system. The transcript is spliced from 8 exons.